UAAAAUAAAAACAAAUUUGUAAGCAAAUUGGUUCUGUCGAAUAAUAAAUAAUAAUCACAAUGGAUCGGUAUAAAAGGGAACGUUCACCAUAUAGGCAGAGAAGAAGGGAACGUUUACCAUAUAGAGAAAGAAGAAAAGAACGCUCACCGCACAGGGAGAAUAGAAAAGAAAGAAGCCAUGUCCUGACAUACAAGCAACUGCAGAAAAUGCCGCUAAAUCUGCGUAAGAAAGCGGUACGAGAAGCCCGAAAUCGCCAAGAGAAAAUCCAGGGAAAACGUAAGGAGCGCAAAAGGAAUCCCCAGGAUGUUCCCACUGCCCGUCGUCUGCGCAACGACUUCGAUCGAUCCGAGCACAAUGCAAUGCUCGCCAGCACUGCCCAGGAACUGCGUAGAAUUCUGCAGGAUUUUGAGACACUCGCGGACAUUCCCCACGACAUAACACCCACGGAGCUUCGUGGGGAGAUAGCCAUCGCCGAGGGAAAGGCCACAACGAUCCAUGUGCAGCGAGAUGGACUCAGCACCCUCAAUGUGGUGCUCCACCAGCGCGAGCCGACGAUCGCACAGCUGAAGAGGGCAAUUGCUUUGAUCUCGCGCGCCCAACACAAGCGCAGCCAACGCGAGCGGUACGAAGAGCGUCUUCGGCGUCGGGGAAUCGCCGCCGACGACGACUCCGACGAUCGACAACCAGUUGUGGUGGCGGUGGCCAGCUCCACCGGCGAGUUAGUUCACUCCGCUCAGCGCAACGGGCAUGAUCAUCGCGCGUUCGUCUCGUGGCGAUUUCUAUGGCGCUGUUUUGGACUGCUAAACGUGGAUACCAAUCAGCCGAUCGACGACCGACGCUCCGGCGGCAGGGCCACCUUGAAGGAGCUGGGCAUUGAGAACGCCGCCACCCUGAAGUUUGUCCACCGCGUCAAGUAUUUCGGGCGUCAGCGACAGCGUUGA
This is a messenger RNA of Drosophila gunungcola (fruit fly), 941 nucleotides long. RefSeq lists its product as uncharacterized. The transcript is spliced from 3 exons. NCBI's taxonomy places the organism in Eukaryota, Metazoa, Arthropoda, Insecta, Diptera, Drosophilidae. Bases 60 to 941 code for a protein of 293 amino acids. The record is from RefSeq and is a predicted model, not a curated record.